AUUCUUUAAUCUUAAAAGAUAUUUUUACUAAUAAUAUAUAUUACAACAACCAAGUUUUAAAUGUGAAUGAUACAGUUUAUAUGAUCUUUUAAAGAUUAGCUUCGUCAUUUUAAUAUUACUGAAAACAAUUAUUUUCAUUAUUAAAUAAAUUAAAUUCUUUGUGGAUUUACAUAUGUGACUGUUAAAAGUAACUGGUUUAGUAGAUUGAAAUGGAUGAACCAGAUGCUGACUCCACUUUAGAAAUUAGUGUUCGAGAACAGAUUUCCCGUGAGCAAACUGGCACAUCUGGUAGUUUUGAGAACAAUAGUGAGACAGAUUCUAGUUCAGUUCUUAUUCAACUAGAUAAUUCUCUGACGUCUCAGACAGUUUCCAUUUCACUUACAGAUUCAACAAUCACUAAUACACCUGAAUGUCAACGGCAAAGUGUGAUAACAGUAUUACCAUGGGGCGCACACAAGGAACGUUCCCCGUUUCCAAAUGUAGACACAGAUAUUAAACCAGGCGAGUAUGUUAUGCGUACUUUAUUCGCGGACUUCACAGUACAGGCAGAAAGGAAAAUGGAAGAGGUAAUGACCGACCAAGAUAAGCCAUUAAUGAAGAUAUUACAGCGUGGCGAGGAUGCACAACUAGAUCAGUUAUUGAUAGCAUUUGGGUCCGUGGCUGAACACUGUUUGCCAUCAAUACUUAAGGCUCUGUUUGCCUGGUAUGACAGACAAAUUGGAGUUUUAGACAUAAAUGCUACAGACUCAAAGAAAAUCGAGCUUAAAGGAAAAAAUGACACAAUUGAUUGCAAAGAAAUGGAAGUGAUGGGAGAGAGAAGAGAUUUAGCAGUGGAAUUCAUUUUUUGUUUGGCAUUAAUAGAAGUAUUGAAACAAUUGCCAUUUCAUCCUGGACAUGAAGAUUUAGUUUCUUACAUUGAGAAUUUGUGCUUUAAACAUUUUAAAUAUCGUGAAGGAGCACAGAGUUGUCCGAACGCUCAAAAUAUUCACAUGGUAGCAGAUUUAUAUGCUGAAGUUUUGGGUGUAUUAGCACAGUCAAGAUUUCUAUCAGUCAGAAAACGAUUCAUGGCUGAACUGAAGGAACUCAGGGCAAAAGAACCAUCACCUCAUGUGACUCAAGCUAUAAUAUCCUUGUUAAUGGGAAUGAAAUUUUUUCGAAUCAAGAUGGUUCCAAUUGAAGAUUUUGAAGCUUCCUUUCAAUUUAUGCAAGAGUGUGCUCAGUAUUUUCUUGAAGUCAAAGACAAAGACGUUAAACAUUCGAUGGCUGGGCUAUUUGUUGAAAUUUUGCUGCCUAUGGCAGGGAUUGUCAAAAAUGAAGUUAAUGUUCCAUGUUUAAAAAAUUUUGUAGAGUCACUUUAUUCAACCACAUUGGAUAUGUGUACUAAAUCAAAACAUAGAUUGUCAUUAUUCCCUUUAGUUACCUGUUUGCUUUGUGUAAGUCAAAAAGCAUUUUUCUUACAAAAUUGGCAUUACUUCUUAGCUAUGUGUUUGUCAAACCUAAAAAACCGAGAUCCUAACAUGUCAAGAGUGGCUUUAGAGGCUCUAUAUCGGUUACUUUGGGUAUAUAUGGUAAGAAUAAAAUGUGAAAGCAAUUCGGCUACCCAAUCCAGAUUACAGAGCAUAGUGAAUUCUUUAUUUCCUAAAGGAUCCAAAGCAGUUGUACCCCGCGAUACACCUUUGAAUAUAUUUGUGAAAAUCAUUCAGUUCAUUGCUCAGGAACGACUAGACUUCGCUAUGCGUGAAAUAGUAUAUGAUUUGUUGAGUGUAGGGCGGCCAAUAAAAUUGAUACUCACACCAGAACGAAUGAGUAUUGGUCUUCGGGCUUUUCUUGUUGUAGCCGAUAGCCUUGAACAAAAAGAAGGUGAACCUCCCAUGCCUGGUACAACUGGAGUUUUGCCUUCCGGAAGCACUCUACGUGUUAAAAAAACUUUUUUGAAUAAGAUGCUAACUGAAGACACUGCAAAAAAUAUCGGAAUUCAUACAUAUUUUCCGAAUGUGCGUAGAGUGUUUGUUGAAAUAUUAAGAGCACUUGACGCCCAUUACGGAAGACCACUGAUGAUGACAUGCACUCAAAAUAUGAACAAAGAGCCUGACGAGAUGAUAACAGGUGAAAGAAAACCUCGCAUUGAUCUCUUUCGAACUUGUGUUGCGGCAGUUCCACGUUUAAUACCGGAGACUAUGACUGGGGCUGAACUUGUUGAUAUGUUGUCUCGUUUAACCGUGCAUAUGGAUGAAGAACUACGUGCAUUAGCUUAUCAAAGUUUACAGACUUUAAUCAUUGACUUUCCUGAGUGGCGUCAUGACGUUAUAACGAGUUUUACUCAAUUCUUGGCUCGUGACGUUCAGGAUACAUUUCCACAAUUAGUCGAUAAUGGAUUACGCAUGUUGUUGCAAUUGCUGACUAGUUGGAAAAAUAGUUUGACUUCAGGAUUGGUUAAGAAUCUGACAGAAAAAAAUAAAAAAAUUGACUCAACUGAUAAUCCUCUUAAAUCUAACAGAGUAGAGUUUUCUCAAGCCGAAGCUUUUGCUUUGGUAAUGUUGUGUAACUGCAGACCUUGCCCUAGGCGUUUGUCAGCUCACAUACUUCGGGAAAUAAAAUGUCUCAUGAAAAUAUUAGACAAAGAAGAACUGCCAGUUAUUGAUGUUAUUGAUAAAGCUAUUCCUGAAUUAAUAGAACGAUGUUUGCCUAUACUACCUUCAGCGGAAAAAUCAGCAGCUCUAACUGCAUCAGCUGCAAAUUCUCUAGAUCUACAAUGGAUUGUCGACCGAAGUGCUCCAAUAUGGACUGCUGGAAUCCAAGAUGAUGUUAAUUCUCCAAAGACUGCUUCGUCAUUAAGUUUACUGGGCGGUAUUGGAAAUAGCGAUCCUUGGGGUACUAUACUUUUUGGUAUUUUAUCACAAAAUGUUCUCAUGAACCAAUGUUUAUCCGUUACUGCUCAGGCUUGGCCUUUAGUAUUUUCUCGUGUUCAAAAUCUCUUCACAGUCAUUGACCCUACGCCUGUAAGUGAUAAUAGAGCUUCUCUGUUGAGAAGCUCGGCUCCUCCUAAAAAGCCUCUAAACGAGAGAGAUCAAUAUUUGACAUUGUGGAGGUAUUAUGCAAUGUUUGCUAUGCGCGUCGUACCACUUGCUCCAAAUCCAGUUGUACGAUGUGCUUCACCAGAUUUGAGUUUGAGUUCUUCGCCAGAUAGUUUAGCUAUUGGAGAACGAAAUGAUAGUAAAAACGUAACGCCAACGGCAUUGUAUAAGUUAGUCGUACCAUUACUAAGAUGUGAGGGAGCAGGAGCAGACGUCAGGGACGCCGCUGUCUAUGCAAUGGGAACUAUUAAUCCUGAAGCUUUCAAAGAUCUGAUGGAAGAAUUAAUAGUUUACAUUAAAGAGGCUGUUGAUAGGAAACAAGAAAAUAUGAGGAGACGUAGAAGAAGAGACGCUCUGCGCUUACAACUAGUUAAAGUAUUUGAGCUUAUUGCAGGUUAUGGGACUUUUGGAUGCAGUUCGUUUGUUUUGGAAAGAGACUCUUGUUCACUGCACCCAACAAUAGAAGAAUAUGUUGAUGGAGCUAGAAUUUGUUUAGAGCAAGAAACCGAUAAAGAUAGUCUUCGCGAAAUUAAAUUGUACUUCUGCAAAUUUGUUAGAAAGAUGAUUAAAAGCUUUGAACUCGGGACCUACCGGACCCUGUUGAAACGGGAAUUGCGACAGAGCCUGUUCACGCUGUUCUGCGGUUGGGCCGAGCACAGCACCUCCACCGGUGGAACGUCCAGCCUAGCCACCGUCGAAACAAUCAAGGAUGACCUGCAAAUGGCCUCGCUGCAGGCGGCUUGCGCCGUGCUCGCGUGCGGUUCGUGCUUCAAUCACAACUUGGCCGAGCCCGAUGGAUCGCUUUACGCGUGGAUCGACACGUUGUUGGCUCAUCCCGACAAACGGGUACAUCAUUUGGCCAUGGAAACCGUGGUACUGCUUUUGGACUGCAAUCCCGACUUGGGCGCGCUUCUCGAUUGGGUGGUCGACCGCUGUUACACGGCCGUGCCAUCGGUUGCCGAUGCCUGUUUUCAUGCCCUAGGAGUGAUAUUCAGCACCAGGGAGUACCCUUGUGAUCAUUACACGGCUAUUAUCAACGUGACCUUGAUGAAUACGGGCUGUCCACGGUCCUGGGCUAGAGAUACCGCUUUGCAACUGUUGCAAGUUCUGGAUAAGAGGUUUUUCGGUUCUGGAAUUGUUGAACUGUUGCCGCCCACUUUGCCACCGGAAUCGUCUGUAGCUGCCGCACGUGAUGAACGAGUUGAAAAGUCAUCGGCAGAUACGUCCUCCGAUACGGACAAAAAUGCAGAGAUAGCAGAUGUUCUUUUGUGUUCGACAUUCUGUCAAUCUCAAUUUAACUUGUCUCAACAGCUUGCACAAAUACAUCCCGAGUUGACGAUGCCAAUGUUUUCAGAAAUCACAUACAGAUUUCAAACAGCAAGACCCGAAGUCCGUCAGUUACUGCUACACUAUUUGGUCCCUUGGCUGCAUAACAUGGAGUUGGUCGAUCCGAAUGUACCUCCACCGAAUCCUCUGUCGUACUUUCAAUAUUAUCCGACAGAAGGAGGUCAAGCGAGUUCUUGUCGUCGUGAGGGCUGGGGAUCUGUUGAAGCUACCGAAAUGGUGCUGAACAAUUUAUUUUAUAUCACGGCCAAGUUUGCCGAUGAACAUCCCAAGGAUAUUGAGGACGUCUGGGCUACUUUGUGCUUGUGCUGGCCGAACAAUUUAAAAGUCAUUAUCCGGUAUUUGGUUAUUAUGAGCGGUAUGGCUCCCCACGAACUCCUACCAUAUGCAAAACGUGUGACGUUAUAUUUGGCUCGGUCCAGGCCAGACAGAUUACUCGACGAGAUGAUGACCGAAUUGCAAACUGUGGAAACCCUAAAUUGUCUUAUCGAACGCACAGAAACGCCGCCUUUCUACCGUUUAACUAGCAUGAGAAAGACUUCUGGCAUGGGAGUUGGUCCGACUUGUACCAGCAACCCGACCGCCAACUCCAACGGCGGAUGUUUGUCCGACACGGCAUCCACCACCAACGUGAACGAGAAUGAGACCGAACACACGGUGUCUCAUGCUUCUGCCGGCAUGAUACACACCAAACGGCACAGCGGUGAUGAUCCAUCCAAGAUAAACGGCGGAUCGUGCAAGACAGACUCCGCAGGUAACAAAUCAAUUUCCAGAUUCACACAAAACCGCUCCAGUGGUGCUACUAAAUGGCCACGUGCGCCUGUUGGCGAUGCCCCUCAGUCGGCCGUUCAAAACGAAGUACAGAGUCCCGUUGAAGAUUCUGAGAUGAACUACGACCGGCUAUCGCCCACGUACGGGGAUUUUCCACAACCUCAUCCCUUACCUAUGCCCGAAUAUGGUGGAUAUUUUGCCCCACUCAAGGAAUACCUGCCCACUAACAUACCGUCCAGCAGCGGUUUCCAUAGAUGCAACAUCGCGGUGAUGUUACUCAAAGACUUGCCGUCCGACUCGCUCGAUUUGGAUUGGUCCAUUCAUAUGCCGCUCAUGUUGCACAUCGCGCUUUUGGGUAUGGACCACAGUCGUCCGCUAGUGCACCAACAUUGCAAGCAGCUACUUCUUAAUCUAUUGCUGGUGUUGGCCAACAACUCGGACCAAUUGACCAUUGCCCAAGUUCUGUUGAACAGGAACACGAUGCGUCUGGGACUAGGACUUCCCACUCCGCCGGUGCCGGUGUCGAGACAUAACUUUACCGAAGCCAACGAAACGUUUGAUAGCUAUUUGCAAGGACCGCUGGGCACCAGUUGUUCACAGUCCACUAGUCUAGUCGUUUUGCCGUCUCCUUGUGAAGACGAUGCCUCUACGGUGGUACUCGGCAUGGAUCAAUUGUCCCCGCCGACGCCUAAUUUGACCAUCAAAGAAAUAGUCAAGUCACUCAUCGACUUCAUCGCGUCGAGGGGAGACCAACCGCUUUGGCACUACGAAGACAUAACGGCCAAAGUGUGGUCGAUCCGCAGUGGCGAACAACUGGACGUUUUCCUUCAGCACAUUCUCAGAGUUUUCCACGAAUUCUUACCCCACGCCCUCAUUAGUGAACGUUGGGCUCAGACGGCCAUCCAGUUGGGUUUAUCUUGCUCGUCUAGACAUUACGCCGGACGUUCAUUGCAGAUUUUCAGAGCUCUUCGUGUUCCAAUCACUACGAGAAUGUUGUCGGAAAUUCUGUCGAGAUUAAUCGAAACCGUUGCCGAACAAGGCGAAGAUAUGCAGGGGUACGUUACGGAACUCUUAUUGACUCUCGAAGCGGCGGUGGAUUCGUUGGAAACAGAUUUCAGACCUCUGGACAUGACCAGAGACAUAUUUAAGUCGACGCCCAAUCUGAACAACAAAGACAUAAACCCGAUUGUGGAGGGUAAGCGAUCGGUUGUGCAGAAGGCGCCGAUCAACCGUCGCGUGCCGCCUUCGUGUUUCAACCAGGCGUCGCAUUUCCGCAGCACGAGUUACUCGGUGUCGCAUUACUCGCGCAAAGCCGUGCCGUAUUCGCAGUUCGUGGUGUCCACCAAGGACGACGGCCGCAAGAUCAACUGCAAUGCUACCCAACAAAACUUGAAGCUUCUGGGCGACUCGGCUACGCAAGACGACAAGCUCACCGUGCUCGGCCAACUCUUCUGGCUGGCCGUCUCCCUUUUGGAAUCCGACUACGAACACGAGUUCCUGCUGGCGUGUCGGUUGUUGUCCCGCGUCCUUAGGAGAUUACCGUUGGACAGGCCCGACACCCGGGACAAAGUCGACAAGCUCGCCAUCCAGCUGCGUACGCCUUCGUUUCCAGGCGUUCACGCGCUGCUCCUCAAGGGCUGCACAAACCCUCUGACCUACGAGCACGUUGUUCCUCUUUUGUCGCAGCUCACUCCAUUGCUCGACUUGUUAGUGGUCGACCCGUCCGAAAGCUUGGCAUUCCCCAUGAACGUCGUCGCCCUACUACCGUAUAUGUUGCUGCACUACGAAGACGCCAACGAACUGUGCAUAAUGAGUGCUGAAAACAUAGCCCAAUUGUGCACGAACAAAAGUAAGAAGAUGGAGAAUCUAGCCACAGUGAUGACGCUAUACAGUAGACGAACGUUCAGCAAAGAAAGUUUCCAAUGGACCAAGUGCGUCGUCAAGUACUUGUACGACGCCUACUCGCAUUUGAGUCACAACAUGCUCGCAUUUUUGGUCGAGGUACUGGAAAGAGGCCCAUACAUCAUUCAGUUACCCGUAUUAAACAUCAUCCAUUGCAUGUUGCACUACGUAGACUUGUCGUCGACCACUUCGCAACCGUUCAACGCCGACCUGUUGAGAGUAAUCGCCAAAUACAUUGAGGGCGUAAACUACAAAGAAGCGUUAAAGGUACUGAAGUUGGUCGUGACCCGGUCUUCCUCGUUGGUCGCACCGCCCACGUCCACCCAUUACAUCUACUGGGAUUCACAUGCUACCGCUUCUCAUUACUCGUUUGCCGACAUCGACGUGUUCACGAAAAAAGAACUGCCUGGAAGAACCAUGGACUUUACUUUUGACAUGUCUCAGACGCCGUUAAUCGGCCGUAAGGUACUCGCGAGCACUGGCACUGACACGGAAUCCGUUAACACUAACAACGCACUUGUUCAGAGGAGAUCCACCUCGUUGUCGCCAUCAGACUCCACUGUCGCCGGCUGGAAAAGACCGUGGUUGUGUCAGAGUCGAGUACGAGAGCUGUUGGUCAAUCUGUUGAUGACUUGCGGACAACGAGUCGGACUUCCGAAGAGCCCGUCGGACGAUUUAAACACACUGAAUAAGGUGAUAUUCAGUCAGAGCUCGGAGUUGCUCGAACGUCACUCGAGCAUGGCCAGCAGUACGGAAGAAGUUUCGGCUCCAGACAUUUCCAUUCCCAGCGAUUCCAGAAAGGAACGUGACGACAACGCCGACCACUUCGGCACGGUGUUCAAGGAUUUCGACUUUCUCGAGUACGAAAGCGAGAGCGUCGAAGGCGAGAGCACCGAUAACUUCAAUUGGGGCGUGCGAAGACUUCCGCUGGGCGGCAACGACGCGGCCGGUCUGGGCGCAGUUAACGCCAUGGGUGUCGCCCAAGUCGAGGAGAGUGUUAGCGAAAGAACGCCAACGAUGAACGUGAAAAAAACCCACGACGAGUCUUCCGACGACGAACUGGGCUCGGUGUCACCACUAGACGAAAUAGCUGCUUGCAACGUCCAACUAAUGCCCAAUGCCGGCGGGCACCGCGACCGCACGGAUUCCAUAACUAGGUCCGACACGUCCGGUUCGAGCAUCGAUCUGGGCGAUUUAACGCCGUGUAACGCAUCACCCAACCUGAACGCUCUCAUGUCCUUCCAGAGGGACGACACCGAGGAAUGUUGGAGGGCGACCGUCCGUUCGUUGCUAGAACAAACCCCGACAAACACUUUGCAUAUAUUUCACAUUUUGCACAGGGUAGUCAAAGACAUAACCAAAAAAUGCGUGUGGCUUACUCGCGAAGCUUGCGUGACCCUAAACGAGUACGUGGAAGAGGACCCGGCCACCACCGGUUGCUGCACACAGAGCCACGCUAAUUGCAGACAACUGUUGACCCACUUGAACUCGGCCAUCAUAGUGCUGACCACACACGCCGAUCCGCCGUUAGUGUGGUUUACCUCGACCGCGUUGAAAAGCCAAGGAAACUUGCGGUUUUCAAUGUUACAAAUCCGCGAGCACAUCGACACGUUGCUCGACCGCAAAGACCAGACGUCCGAGUGUUUGUUUUCGGUGUGUACCACGAUCAAAGUUUGCAAGCUAGGCGAACGCAUUCUGGAAGGUUCGAGUACGAGCAGUGGCGGCGGUGGCUACUUGAACGAAGAAUCCAUUUUGGACUUGGGCCGAGCUCUGUACAAACUACAUCUGCAACUCUUGUUGCUCCUGGAAGCCGCGGCCAAAAUGUACACUACCCUUUCGAAUUUGUCCACCGAAAGUAAAUUACAAGAUUUAUCGGCCGAAGUUAGUACGGUCAGGCGGGCACUGUUGCGAGCCAAAGAAGAGAGCGGCACUCACCCGUUGGCGCCCACGCCCGAAGAGAGCUUAGCUCAAAUACUACAAGAAUCUGAUUGGCCCAACGCACUCACGUACGCCAAGCAAAACAAAAGUCAUUGGCCCAGUGAACUCAUAUCGACCGGCACCGAAGACGAUGACAUUACGAGCAUCCUGAGUGUAUACUGUCAUCUGCUGAUUGAAAAACAUACGGAUGGAUUCAUCAUGACCGAAGAAGACUUAGUGAGCGUCACCAAUGGACUCAUGGCUGAACUAUUUCCAAUGUUGGAAGCGCUUAACAGUAUUGACACUCGCAUUAAGACUCUUAAAACGUCAAGCUAUCCUCAACAAUAAUCAUCGCACGUUUUUUUUUAUUAUACUCCAAAUCAGUACCUAUUGAGUUAUUUGUUAUAGAAUCAACAAUUAUUUUUAUAUAGUCCUUAGGAAAUAAGUUUUUAUUACUAUUAAUUCAAUAAUUAUAAACAAUAUA
Molecule: messenger RNA, 9492 nt
Organism: Adelges cooleyi (spruce gall adelgid)
Lineage: Eukaryota; Metazoa; Arthropoda; Insecta; Hemiptera; Adelgidae
Gene: fry
Product: protein furry
Exons: 46
Coding region: 210-9356 (3048 amino acids)
Biological process (GO): cell morphogenesis; neuron projection development
Cellular component (GO): cell cortex; site of polarized growth
Source: RefSeq, a predicted model, not a curated record